This is a messenger RNA of Syngnathus typhle (broad-nosed pipefish), 4153 nucleotides long. RefSeq names its product tetratricopeptide repeat domain 7B (gene ttc7b). Gene Ontology annotation, biological process: phosphatidylinositol phosphate biosynthetic process; protein localization to plasma membrane. Bases 120 to 2993 code for a protein of 957 amino acids. Lineage: Eukaryota; Metazoa; Chordata; Actinopteri; Syngnathiformes; Syngnathidae. Gene Ontology annotation, molecular function: protein binding. The record is from RefSeq and is a predicted model, not a curated record. Gene Ontology annotation, cellular component: plasma membrane. The transcript is spliced from 23 exons.
GAAAUUCAUAACCGGAAGCGUAGUUGCACGUACGCUAACUUGGCUGCUACGCGUCAAGCGCGAUUCUUUGGUGUUUUGGUCGGUCCUAGCCGAAGCCAAAGCCGAAGCCGCUCACCAAAAUGACGGCCAAGAAGUCUGGCUCACGACUGGAGACCGAAAUAGAGCGGUGCCGUUCAGAAGGACAAUGGGAUAGGAUACCGGAGUUAGUUCGACAACUCUCAGCUAAGUUGAUAUCAAACGAUGACCUCGGAGAGCUGUUGUUGGGGGAAUGCAAGCUUCUGACAUACCUGAAGGAAAAUCCAAUCAAGCAGGGUGCGAGUCCGAGAGGCCCGCGACCAAAACUGGUGGAGGUCAGGAAGCAUCUCACCGCUGCUCUGGACAGAGGAAACCUCAAGGCUGAUUACCUCCAGGAAGCAAGUCUACUCAUGGCCAAACUUAGUUAUGUUGAAGCAGAAUACAAAGAUGCUUUAGGUCACUAUAAUAGAGUCAAUAUAGAUGACAUGCAGCUGGCAGGAGCUCCUGUGUAUAGGCUGUGUAUGAUCGCAGAAGCCUAUGCCACUAAAGGCUUGUGUCUGGAGAAAGUGCCAGCUGCCUCUCCGCUGCUGUCCAAUCAGAAUGCCGGUUCUCCCUCCUCCAAUCGGAACAGAACGGAGCGAGAGCAAGAAAUCAUCAUCUGCUAUGAAAAAUCUGGAGACAUUGCGCUGCUGUAUCUGCAGGAGGCUGAGAAGGCACUGUCAGCUGGAAUUCAGAAUCGCAGCCCGAAACCUGGUCCAACUUCCCAGGAGCAGGAACUAGGUUACUUUCUUGAGACAGGUCUACAGAGAGCCCAUGUCAUCCACUUUAAGAACGGAAACCUGACGCAAGGUGUCGGGCGAUUUCGAGAAAUUCUCCGAGCCAUCGAGACCAGGACAACGCAGAAUCUGCGCAUGACCAUUGCCAGACAGCUUGCCGAGAUCUUGCUCCGAGGAAUGUGCGAGCAGAGUUACUGGUCUCCUGUGGAAGACCCGCCCACCGUGUCACCGCUGGACGAUCCUACGCGACAAGGUCACAUCCAGAGCAAAAAGUACAGCUUAGGCCGACGCCCACGAGUGUACUCGGGAGAGAAUCUUUUUUGCCCCCAGGAGAACACGGAAGAAGCAUUAUUGCUGCUCCUCAUCAGUGAGUCCAUGGCCAACCGCGAUGCCGUCCUGAGCAGGAUUCCGGAGCACAAUAAUGAUCGAAUCAUUAGUCUCCAGUCUGCCUCUGUGGUCUAUGACCUGCUGACCAUCGCUUUGGGCAGGAGGGGGCAGUAUGAGAUGCUAUCAGAGUGCUUGGAGCGAGCCAUGAAGUUUGCCUUUGAGGAGUUCCACUUAUGGUACCAGCUUGCACUGUCUUUAAUGGCCGCGGGCAAAUCUGCUCGCGCCGUUAAAGUUCUGAAGGAGUGCAUCCGUCUCAAGCCGGAUGACCCCACCAUCCCGCUGCUGGCGGUCAAACUGUGCAUCGGACCCCUGCACUGGUUGGAUGAGGGUGAGUGCUUUGCCAAAAUGGUGAUUGACAUGGGGGAGAAAGCAGCGGAGUUUCGAGCAAAAGGCUAUCUGGCCGCCGGACUGGUUUAUAGCCUCAAAGCCACAGAAGCAUCAUUGCGAAGCACCCAAGAAGAGUACCAGAGAAAAGCUUUGGCAGCCUUUCAGAGAGCUCAGAGUUUAUCUCCAAGCGAUCAUCUGGCAGCCUUCUACCUUGCACUGCAGCUCGCUGUGUCCAGACAGAUACCCGAGGCGCUAGGCUAUGUUCGACAGGCCUUGCAGCUUCAAGGGGAUGACGUUCACUCCCUUCACCUGCUGGCCCUGCUUCUCUCAGCACAGAAACACUACCAGGACGGUCUGAAUAUCAUCGAAAUGGCCCUAUCUGAGUAUCCCGAGAACUUCAACUUGCUUUACACCAAGGUGAAGUUAGAGAGCAUGUGCCGAGGAUCAGAAGACGCUUUGCUCACCUGCAAACACAUGCUGCAGAUCUGGAAGAGCUUCUACAACCUGACAAAUCCCAGUGAUUCGGGGCGCGGGAGCAGUUUGUUGGACAGAGCCGUCGCUGACCGACGACAGCUAAAUGCAAUGACUCUGCCGGACUUCAGUGACCCAGAUACAGCCUCAGGUUCUUCCUCCUCUCACACUGGUUCCGAACCAGUGUCCCCCACCUCUCCCUCCAGCUUCUCCACUGUGUCUUCCCCGCUCUCCUCCCCACUGCCUAGCCCUUGUCCACUUUUCAUCCUCCAGCCUCCACCCAAAAAAUCUUCCUUCUUGCCUCCGCCUCCCUCUCCUCCUCCUCCCCACCUGAUGAGCGGCAAAGCCAGGACUCCCUCCUUUUGCAACCACAUCACUCUUCGCCAGCUUUCCUCCAGCUGCGGCCCUCAGGACGCUAACGUACUUGGUUUUUCUUCCAUGUUUUCUGUUUGUUCCGUGCAUGCCACAUCCAUAGCGGCGAGUCGUGUGGAGCAGGCCUUGUCUGAGGUGGCCUCCUCCCUGCAGAGCAGUGCCCCCAAGCAUGGACCUCUGCACCCUUGGUUGACUCUGGCUCAGAUCUGGCUGCACGCUGCCGAAGUCUACAUCGGCAUGUCCAAGCCUGCCGAGGCGUCGGCCUGUACUCAAGAAGCCGCCAACCUCUUUCCCACAUCCCAUAAUGUCCUGUUCAUGAGGGGGCAGAUUGCAGAGCUCAGGGGAAACAUAGAUGAGGCUAAGCGCUGGUACGAAGAAGCCCUGUCCAUCAACCCCACGCACGUUAAAACCAUGCAGAGACUGGGUCUCAUUCUCCAUCAGCUCCAGCGCUACAGUCUGUCCGAAAAGGUCCUGAGGGAUGCCGUGCAGGUCAACAGUACGGCUCACGAUGUGUGGAACAGCCUUGGCGAGGUGUUGCAGGCUCAAGGGAAUGCUGCUGCUGCCACGGAGUGUUUCCUCACUGCUUUGGAGUUGGAGGCCAGUAGCCCCAUCCUCCCCUUCACCAUCAUUCCUAGAGCACUAUGAGACACACACACACACACAUAGUUGCAUACUGGAGCACAAAAACGGACCUGCGAGAAACACAGCAAACGCGCAGCAUGCCUGCAUGACCCACGCACACAUUCAGAUUGGAGUCCAAUGAGCAGCCCUGUCCCGUCCCGUCUUGUCCUGUCCUGUCCUGUCCUGUCCUGUCCUGUCCUGUCCUGUCCUGUUCUCUCAUCGGUUCUGUUUCUGGUGCAUUUUGACUCUGACCUUUCUUACAUCAAGUUUGAAAUAAUGUUUAAGUCGUCGAAGAAGCACUGACAGCAAAUACAGGGAAGGCAAGGUUGUGUUUGUUUAUUGACGACGCUUGUUUGUAAGGCAAGCCAUUUGCGUCAUCAAACUUCUCACCUAAAGUUUGUUCUUUCAGUCAUGUCGCUCCAUUCAUGCGUUAGUGGCCAAGGCACAAACAUCAGAAAGGAGCAAUGUUGAAUGGAAGCGUGAAGUCCUGAUGAUUUUCUAUUUACUGACUUUAAUUGUCCAUGUUUGAGUGCCAUUUUUCUUGUUAAAUGUUUCUACAGGCGAUGGGCACGUUCAUUCAUUUGAGUGAGGAAAGAUGAUUUGAGACAGUGUUGGGUCACAAGCCACCAUUGCACAUUGAAUCUUUCAAAUGUAGCCAUGUUUCCUUUUCCAAGUCGUUUGAUUGAAAUGUCUUAUGCUGGUUCCCACUCCAAGCCAAUGACGUCGUCGCACCCGUUUGCUUGCCAAGAUUGAAACAGGAGGACGUCCAAACUACUGGAAGCAAACUCUCAUGCCAACUAGCCUGGCCUGUUAGCAGCUGAGCUAGCUAUUCUACACCUUUCAUAACAUACUAACAUUUAUGUUGUUGUGUCACCAAAUGGUGUGAAUAAACACAAGGAAAAAACUCAAAAUGGUCCACACCAAAUGUCAUUGUCACUACGCAUGGAUAGCAAUCAAGUGUCAAUUCUUGUCUUUCUGUCUUUUGUGCAUUGUAAUGCAACCACUUUCAGUGUCAUUCAAAUUGUACAGUGCCAUGUGUAUUGAUGUUCUAGAAAAUAAAUUAUAAUUCUAUUUUCCUCAUCGAUCAUAAUGUCGACAUGACGUGGAAUAUGUACAAACUUGCUGAGUGUUCCCUUGAUGCUGUCAAUGAAUGAGGACAAUAAUAAAAGUCGAUUACGUCCAGA